Messenger RNA from Brassica napus (rape), 1235 nucleotides. Its product is annotated as transcription factor PAR2-like. The record is from RefSeq and is a predicted model, not a curated record. Gene Ontology annotation, biological process: regulation of DNA-templated transcription. The coding region runs from base 651 to 977 and encodes 108 amino acids. The transcript has a single exon. NCBI's taxonomy places the organism in Eukaryota, Viridiplantae, Streptophyta, Magnoliopsida, Brassicales, Brassicaceae.
UUAAUGUUUCCAAAAAAGAAUACAAAAACCCACAAGUCUUAUGAAUUAACUUUAACACAUGUCGAUAAGUACAUCAUUACUUAACUAAGCAUGUUAUUUACUGUUAAUGACAUUGAUUUUCCAAUUUAAACUUUAUAAUAAAAGAAUAAAGAUUCAAUCUAUCUAUCUGUCAGGACCUCAGGAAGAUCCACUUGAGUUCAGUGACGUCUCCACUAAACCCCUCAACAAAGCGCGUGACGAUCAUGAUCCAAAUCUCUCAUAACCAGCAAAACAAAAAACACUGAAUAAUUCGAAAACACAAACAAAAAUGGAAAAUCACAACUGGACCCAGCUAUGAUCGCGUGCCGGUGUUACCCAAUUUCGCAACAUAAAAGCCAAAUCAAAACCUAACCGAACAGAACAUAACAUCUCAAAAGUCAAAACGUUCUAAACAAAAUAAACCAAUGUACCAAGUUCAACUUAUACCCAUGACCCAUCGGUUAGUAGUAUAUAUAUACCCAUCGGUUACCUCAAAUUAUGACAAAUUCGGGUAGUAUCGAACCGGUAUCCGGUUUAAUCGGUCCAACUCCAUUCUAUCAAUUCCAUCACACAUAAAUAUAUACAUCUCUUUACCCCAUUUCUUCCAACACAACCUCUCUCACCCUCCGUCAAUGGAGAAAACCCUAGCUACCUCCCACACCAAACGCUCCUCUCCGUCACCUUCCACCACCGUGACCGCACGCCCCGACGGUUUCACUCGCAGAACAAGACAGAGAUUGUCAAAUGCAACGACGAGUGUAAGCGAGAGUGACGUAGAAGAUGAUGAUGAUGAAGAAGCAGUCGAGGAGAAGAUUGAGACUCUUCAGACAAUAGUUCCCGGAGGAACGGCGCUCGAAGUCGACGAGCUGUUUGAAGAGACGGCGAGUUACAUUUUGGCUCUGCAGUGUCAGAUCAAAGCCAUUAAAGUUCUCACUGCGUUUCUUGAGCGUUGUGACUAGAAUGAUGAUAUGAAGUUUGGAGGUUGAAGAUUAUCACAAACAAUAUGGAGUUCUCCCAAAUCAUUAAAAGAAAAAAAACAAAUUUCUCAUUUUUUAUUUAUUUAAAUUUACUUUAUUUUAUAUUAUUAUUUUUGAUUGUGACUCACUGGCGCCUAGCUCGAGUUCAUAAUUUUAUCUGAUGUUUUUUAUAUAUUUCGAAUAUUGCGGAAAACCGAGGAAAUCUAUACAUUUUCUUUCAAAAUUCGGACAUUAAUUAAG